UGUGGGUAAUUCAAUCCAAGAUGUCGGAAAGAUACAGCUUUAGUUUGACAACCUUCAGUCCUUCAGGUAAGCUAGUGCAGAUAGAGUAUGCAUUGGCCGCCGUGGCUGCUGGGGGUCCAUCAGUUGGAAUUAAAGCAUCUAAUGGUGUGGUAUUAGCUGCAGAAAAGAAACAGAAAUCUAUACUUUAUGAUGAUACUACAAUCCAUAAGGUGGAGAUGAUAACUAAAAAUAUUGGAAUGAUUUACAGUGGGAUGGGACCAGACUACAGAGUAUUAGUUCGCCGUGCCAGAAAGAUUGCACAAGAGUACUAUCUAAUGUAUAAAGAGCAUAUUCCCACAGCACAGCUUGUCCAGAGAUUAGCUUCAGUCAUGCAAGAAUACACACAGUCUGGUGGAGUAAGACCAUUUGGAGUGUCUCUUCUUGUUGCUGGUUGGGAUGAUGAUAGGCCAUAUCUGUUUCAAUGUGAUCCUUCUGGAGCAUAUUUUGCUUGGAAGGCCACUGCUAUGGGAAAAAACUAUGUGAAUGGAAAAACAUUUUUAGAAAAAAGGUACAAUGAGGAUCUAGAGCUUGAAGAUGCUAUCCACACUGCUAUAUUAACACUUAAAGAAAGUUUUGAGGGUCAAAUGACRGAAGACAACAUUGAACUUGGUGUGUGUAAUGAAAAUGGCUUCCGUCGCCUGGCUCCUGCUGAAGUCAAGGACUACCUUGCUGCGAUCAUCUCUUAAUGUUUCCCUAUUUAUAGUAUGAGAUACCAGUAUUACAUAAACUCACCUAGUUGUUAUACAUCUUUAGGUACACGUACUUGAUACACCUAAAUCUCCUGACAACAUUGCUUAUACAAUAGUUUUAAUCUGGAGCAGUGUUCCCUGUUUCAUGUCAUUCUCAUGAGAUUGUUUGUUAACCAGUAAAAACUGUCAAGAGACUUCAGUAAGAAUGAGACUUCGAUGAAGAAUAUUAUUUUCAAGUGUCACAUGGUAUAAAACAUGAAACCAUUAUGUCAAGUUGGCAUUGCAGUGUAUUGUGGGACUGUUUGAAGGGGCAAAAUAUUCUCCCUAAACCAGUCCCACAUGCCAACUCAACCUUGGAGUGGCUAAUUUGCCAACAGGUUGUACCAUGUAGAUAGCACUACUAUAUUUCAGUUUUACCAUUGUAUGUCCUUUUUCUAGUUUAAUAGCUUGUGGUUUAUAUUUUUCAAGAUGUUAUUGCUAUGACCACAUUUUGUGUAUUGUAUUAACAGUGUCCAUGGUUCAAAAUCCAUAUAGUCAGAUCAUCCUACUAUAAUGUAUAACAAGCAGGUCCAUAUCCAGGAAGUUAAUGAAAUAAAACUACUCUUACUA
Actinia tenebrosa (Australian red waratah sea anemone) is the source of this 1337-nucleotide messenger RNA. Its product is annotated as proteasome subunit alpha type-2. Gene Ontology annotation, cellular component: proteasome core complex; proteasome core complex, alpha-subunit complex. The record is from RefSeq and is a predicted model, not a curated record. Gene Ontology annotation, biological process: ubiquitin-dependent protein catabolic process. Lineage: Eukaryota; Metazoa; Cnidaria; Anthozoa; Actiniaria; Actiniidae.